AUGAGACGACAUUCCCCCGACAACGAGAAUGAUGUGGAGGUAACCUAUGGCAACGACGGCCGACGCUCUCCAAAGGAAAAUUUUUACCAAUUCAAUCCAUUUGGGCACAGUGAGGAUGAUGAUGUUGAAGAAUUCUUUGACGAGAACAGCUACAAUGAGUAUGCUGACGAUGACGAAAACCCCAAUCGAAUCUUCUUUGAUCCCAAGAAAACAGCAGUGCUGAAUGAGGGGGUACAUGAAAUUCCAGGUUCACCAUGGGCCAAGCCGGCAAACAGACCAUCCACUCGACCAACAGAACCACUGCAAAUUGCACGAUAUGCUUCCGCUAUUGCAUUCACCCUGACAUUUGGUUGGUGCAUAUCUAUAUUUGUACUCGCUAUCUGGAACUAUUCGUCUAUUGGAAGAAUCAUUGUGGAGGUUAUCCUUGGUAUUCUUUCAUUUUUUGGGCUGUUUUGGAACUCAUAUUUCACUGUAUCCAGCAUAUUCAAAUGCUUCAUUCCAUCGCGAGCGUUCAAGACAAAUACAAAGUACUGCUCCAUGAUACCGGAAGAAAAGGCUGCAACCGCUUCAUGGUCCAAUGUAACAAUCCAAAUCCCAGUGUACAAAGAAUCGCUACAAGAAGUAGUGAUGCCAACUCUGAAAAGCUGCAUGAGAUCGAGAGACUACUAUAUGCGAAAAAGUAGAGCACGUUGCAAUAUUGUUGUUUGUGAUGAUGGAAUCAUGGCAUUCCUAAAGAAUAACUUUGCGGCGGCAGAAAUGCUUUGGGAAACAAUUUCGAAAACGGAUGGAAAGAUAUUCAAACUGAGUCAGCUCCUCCAACGAGUUCCACGGCCGUCUCGCCGCCACUUGAAGGGUCUCAAGAGUCACAGUGUCUACGAAGUCUUUCAUAGAAUGCUCUUUUACUAUCACUACGAUAUUGGAUUCGUAGCACGGUCCACCUGGGACCGAAGAGGAAAGUUCAAGAAGGCUUCCAAUCUCAAUUCACAUUUACGACUUGUGUGGGGUGCCGAACAGGUUGCCAAGACGAAUGAUUUUUCCCUAGAGCAAUCCUUUUUGGAAGUAUCGCACAACUCGGACGGAUCCAGAGAUACCAUGUUUGGGAAUGACAUUUCGAUCGGCCACCUCAUCAUUGUCAACGAUGCCGAUGCCCGCAUGGCCGAAACAGUCAUUCUUAAGACCGUGCCUGAGUUUUUGAACGAUAAGUUUUUGGGGUUUACUCAGCAUGCAACAAAGACAUUGGACGACCAGCGCGGAGAAUCAUAUUACAUCAACAUGCUGUCAGCGUAUACGGAUGCGCUAUACCAAGGUCAUUUCCUGUUAAGUUCUAUUCUCGGUUGUCACCCUCCAUUGGUUGGACAUUCCAUCUUUCUGAGAAGUGAGGCUGUGAAACAAUGCGGACGUAUCCGAACACUGCGAAAGACGCAACGGUGGCUGCACAACAUUGGGCUACCUUUUCUUAGCGUUGAUCAGGUCGGUUUGAACAACCUGCAGGAUCACGGUAGUACAGAGUACUGGUCCGAGUGUCACGUUUCCGAGGAUUUUGAGUUGAUGAUCCAUCUCUACAAUCUUGGAUUCAAUGGUAGAUAUGUUGCCUAUCCCGACUGCGAGUUCCAAGAGGGAAUCACAAGAACCUUUGACGAAGAGGCUGGUCGACACCGAAAGUUUGCAUUGGGAGGACACGAACUCAUGUUCAAUCCUAUUAAUAGCUGGAUCGGACAGGGAAUUUUCUCUCCGCUGUUCAACACAUUUCUACGAUCAGACAUUCCAAGUUACUACAAGAUCUUUCUUACGGCGUACUUGUUUUCCUACACGAGUGGUGGAGCAUAUCUUCUAGUGUUUUCCACCGCAGCCAUUGCCAAAAUUAUCGACAAGGAAUCGGAAGUAAGCUAUCUUAUGGCCUUCAACAGUGCCGGCGUAUUGAUAUUGAGUAUUGUGGUGUACUAUGUCAUUGGAUAUUCUACCUUUUUGUUUUCCAUGGUUCGCAUGCACAUGAUCAACAAGAACCUUCUCUUUCCAAAGUACCGAAAGCGCGGUGUUUGCCAUUUGAUUUACAAAAUGGUCAGAUAUUCGAUGCUCUUCCAAAUCCUUUUCUACACUGUCAUGGGGAACUACUUCUUUCUUGGUUCAAUGGAUCAUCUGAUGUCGAAAAGUGCUAUCGUCUCGGCCACGAACAAAGAUACCAUUCACAUCAGUCGGUGCACUGCACUUUGGGACACGCUCCGGUUCAAUUCUGGAAGUUUGAUGAUUGCUUUCUACCUUCUGUGCCUGUCUUACGUAACCGUAUUGGAGAGCAUGGAUUGGGAUUACACUGCUAUUCCUACAGGCGAUGAUCUACUUUCCAAUGCACUGUUCGCUGGGCCGCCUGCGCUCAUGGCCUUGUUUGCAGUUGUAGUGCCAAUCAUUUUGAAUCCAUACAUUCUUGGAUGGCCGUUCUAUCCACCAUUUGGUGGAUUGUGUGGGAAGAAGAAAGAAGUCAGUGGUAGGGAUGAUUGGAAGCUAAGCAAGAACAAGAGAACAAAGAGUGGCAAAGUCGUCGAUCUGAAUACCUUCAUGACAUCGGUACAAGCAGAACAGAAGCUUGAGAAAGAAAUCGGAAGAGUGCAGAACAAACCUGACGUUGAGCUAGGAAGUUUGGCCACCUAUGAACAAGGUGGCAGAUUCCCAAUGUCAGUCGCAACAAGUCCAUAUUCCCCAGAGACCACGAGACAGCUAGCUCUCAAAUCAUCAUCACAACCAUUGAUUCAGAGAGCACAUUCCGGGCAACCAAAAGCAAAACCAAGAAGACCAAAUAACGUCAAGGCUAUGAUAUAA
Messenger RNA from Cylindrotheca closterium, 2811 nucleotides. The record is from the annotation of a GenBank genome assembly. Lineage: Eukaryota; Bacillariophyta; Bacillariophyceae; Bacillariales; Bacillariaceae.